AUGAACAGACUCGCUACUCGGUGUGUGCCAAAGGGGAUGGUAUCGCUGAGGCCCGCAUGUGGAGGACGAGCGCUUUGGACCUCAGCUAGCUUGCAAGCUCAGGACAAAAAAGAUACAGCCAACGAUGCCGAGCAGAAACAGAAGAAUGCCGAGCAAGCAGAGAGGAUACAGAAAAAGAAGAAGACAAUGGCAGAAAUGGACGAAGAAAUGCGCUUAGCCAUGGAGGGUCACGCAGGAGAUGGUGGCAUAUCUGGCGCAGAACUCGAGGGAGGCAAAGCUGUUUCCAUGAAGCGAGGUGUCAAAGACAACAUGUUUCGGUAUAUUUGA
This is a messenger RNA of Lithohypha guttulata, 327 nucleotides long. RefSeq lists its product as uncharacterized. The record is from RefSeq and is a predicted model, not a curated record. The transcript has a single exon. NCBI's taxonomy places the organism in Eukaryota, Fungi, Ascomycota, Eurotiomycetes, Chaetothyriales, Trichomeriaceae. The coding region runs from base 1 to 327 and encodes 108 amino acids.